GCCACACGUCGGCCAUCCGGCGGUGCCCCGCGAAGAUAAGGACCCCCUCUGCCCCGCGGAACGAACCCUAGCCCCCUCUUCCUUUCCCCUCGCGCCUUUGCUUCCUCCCAGCGACAAGCCGAGCCGCCGUCGCCAUUGUCUUCGCCGUCCGCGUGCUUCCCGAUGACCUCGAGCCCCACUAGCUUAUUCAAGAGGUCGGCUACGCUCAUCUCCUUCCACUACAGGGACGCGUUCGAGCUCGGAGCACCUACAUCAACUGGAUCGAGCCGCCUUCGACCUCGGGACCUGACUCCGUUCGUCGCCCCCGCGUCGCUCCUCCGCUCCUCCGGUCCACCUCGACUCCAUGUCGCUUCCUCGACCACACCACGAGCUCCGAGACCCCGAGACCGAUGUUGCCCCUGUGAUCGACUACGUCGACGACGACCCCUCCUUGCCAGAGCAACCAGCUCUUUCCACUUUUCUCAGAUGCUGCAACCAGAUGGUGGAGCCCAGGAGCCAGGCGACACCACCGACGACUGCUACUACCCCGAGGGUGCCUACUACCACGUGACGGACGCCGACGACCAGGAGUAGUUAGGAGGCUCC
Messenger RNA from Triticum dicoccoides, 585 nucleotides. RefSeq lists its product as uncharacterized. Lineage: Eukaryota; Viridiplantae; Streptophyta; Magnoliopsida; Poales; Poaceae. The transcript has 3 exons. The record is from RefSeq and is a predicted model, not a curated record. Bases 163 to 573 code for a protein of 136 amino acids.